AUGGCACAAAAUCGACUAGAACGCAAGAGAGCUUUUCGAGUAACCAAAAGCGGGCUUACGAAACCGUGUCCUUCAGUAGCGCGUCGUCCAAGUUUUGUCGCGCGCAUGUUCAAGCUGAUUUUUAAGCGAGGACUCUUUCGUGAUGAAACACGAUCAAAAUCCUGGGCAGGUAAACCAGAACCGAAGCCUGCUGCUGAACCUCUCGUUCGCUACGCUAGUGCUCAUGUCAUUUCAAUCCCAUAUGAGCCAUUAAUGCAUUCGGAACUGAAAGUGCGAAGUUGUAGUGAGAAAAAUGGCGACGAUGACAGUGAUGAGUGCGAUGCAAGCUGGCGACAAAGACAGACUCACUGUAUUAAUUGCGAAGUUUUAUUCUUUACAUCAUUAUCAUCGCUGAGCUGCAGUGCAGGACGAUUCUGCUCCCUCGACUGCAAAACUAGCUUUGAAUAUGUGCACCACCUUGAACAUGUGCUCGCCGUGCACACGCUCCAAAAGAAUAUCGAUUCAUUUGAUUCGAGCUCGGAUGAGGACGGUCUCGAUGUUGAGGAAUUUGAUCUCAACCAGCUUUAA
Molecule: messenger RNA, 567 nt
Organism: Plasmopara halstedii
Lineage: Eukaryota; Oomycota; Peronosporomycetes; Peronosporales; Peronosporaceae
Exons: 1
Coding region: 1-567 (188 amino acids)
Source: RefSeq, a predicted model, not a curated record